AACUGCUGCUGGGAGCUCUGGAGCAUCUGGGUCAUGGCUGUGCUGUGGAUGCUGCUGCUAGUCGUGCUGCCCUCAUUCUUACUGGGAGUCUUUGUGUGGGUUAUUAUCCAGCACUUUCUCACUACAGAAAUUCCAUCCACCCUCAAGCAUCCGGUCAAGUUAUGGUUUCUUCACUGCAUGCUGCUGUAUGUGAUAACUUUGGGGAACACACUAGAGAAACUGAGGAUUUGUGCCAUGCCCAGCUUUGUACAGUUUCUCCAAGGCCUAAUGACAAUAAAGAAGGAUCCCAAUGUGUUGGUGACUGACAUGCAUUUUGGGACAAUCCCUGUGAGGCUGCUGAAGCCCAAGAAAGUGUCUUCCCAACCCCGGCAAGGCAUCAUCUUCUAUCACGGAGGAGGUGCAGUGAUUGGAAGCCUGGACUGUUACCAUAGCCUGGGCAGCCUCUUGGCCAGUGAGACAGACUCAGUGGUGCUGAUGGUGGGGUACCGCAAGCACCCUGUCCCUACCAGUGAUUGUCUGAAUACUUCCAUCUACUUCUUGAAGAACCUGGAGUCCUUUGGGGUGGAUCCAUCCCAGGUGGUUCUCUGCGGAGAGAGUAUUGGAGGUUGGGCUGUGGCCGUUGUCAUGCAGGCCUUAAUCAGCAUUCCCAGUCUACCCCAGAUCAAGGCUCAAAUACUGAUUUGUCCACUCUUGAAUUUCAUCAAUUUUCAGUUACCAUCACAUCAGCAGAACAAAAAUGUGCCAUUCCUUACCAGAGACAUUUUGUUUAUGUGUUUGUGUAAAUUCCUGGACAUUGACCCCUCUUGGAAAGAUGCCAUGUUGACAGGUGCUGCCAUACCUCUGGAAGACUGGAAGAAAUACAGGAAAUGGCUCAGCUAUGACAACAUCCCCAAAAGGUUCUGGAGCCCAGAUCCACAACCUGAGACUCUUGGGCCUUUUAAUGAGGCCGCCUACCUAGAAACCAAACAAGCUUGUUGUGCAAAAAUUUCACCUCUUCUAGCAGAUGACAAGAUCAUUGCUCAGCUUCCUAAGACACUUCUGGUGAGCUGUGAGCAUGACAUCCUCCGGGAUGAUGCCUUGCUCUACAAGAGGCGCUUGGAAGAGCAGGGGGUCCCUGUGAGCUGGUACCAUGUGGAAGAUGGCUUUCAUGGGUGCAUAUUGUUGUUUGAUAAGAAGUGUUUUUCCUUCCCCUGCUCUAUGAAACUUAUAAAUGCCAUCAUCAGUUACAUAAAGAGAAUUUGAUAGUAAA
Mesocricetus auratus (golden hamster) is the source of this 1249-nucleotide messenger RNA. Its product is annotated as arylacetamide deacetylase-like 4. The record is from RefSeq and is a predicted model, not a curated record. The transcript is spliced from 4 exons. Gene Ontology annotation, molecular function: hydrolase activity. The coding region runs from base 34 to 1242 and encodes 402 amino acids. Lineage: Eukaryota; Metazoa; Chordata; Mammalia; Rodentia; Cricetidae.